UGUCAGUUCAGGCUGGCUGGUGUUGUUUCAGUUAAAACAGCCUUCUGUCGACUCCGUAUUUAACAAGACAAGAAAGAGGGGAAUUUCACAGGCCGCCGCCGUCCCACCGUCGCAACCUCCUCUUGCCCAGUCCUGCCGCCGUGGAAGCCUCCAACGAUAUCUGCCGUCUUCCCGAUCCGGAUCAAAUCUGCCCCACGCCGCAGAACCAUAUCCCCCCGUCGGAUGCGCCGGCCGUGCUGCUGCUAUUCCUCGUAUCACCUGCCGCCGGUGAGUGCUUUGCCUGUUAGCCUUGGCUGGCAGAGGGGAUAUGGUUAUUGCUGAUUAUAGGUCUGAGAUGCACCUUCUCAAUCCCAUCACUGGGGAACAGUUUGCUCUUCCAUCUGUGAUCACCCUUGAGCAUGUGACACCCAUCCUCGAUGAAUCAGGUGCCAUAUGCAAGUAUCGUCUCAUGCGAUUUACCUUUACGGAUCUAGCUUUGACCCUUGAUCUUAGUGAGCUGCGGGAACACCUCGAUUGCAAGGCAUUUGUUUUUUAUGACACACUUGCAGAAGGUUAUAUCGUGGUACUCAUCCACAAACCAGUUGCACAGCUUUCAUUUGCUUGGUUAGGGGAUGACAAGUGGACCUGGCUGUCACCAAAGGAUGGUCUGCCCAAUAAAAGUUUUGAAGACUGUGCCUACAAGGAUGGUCUGCUUUAUGCUAGUGCUAGACCCGGACAAAUUUUCGCCAUCGAUCUAAGAGGCCCUAUUAUCACAGCAAAAUUAAUCAUCGAAGGGGAUCCAAUUGAUGGCUGUGAGUAUAUUUAUAUUGUUCAUUCUCCUUGUGGUGCUCUGCUGCAAGUUCGGUUGGAACCAGACGCAGACAGGUGUGAAGAAGAUACUGAGAUGAUUAACAUAUUUAAAGUUGAUACCGCAGCUCAAAAGCUUGUGAAAAUAAGCUUGGAUGAUCAUGUGUUGGUUCCUGGGCAUAACCAAUCAUCACUUUGUCUCGGUGCUAAAGAAUAUCCACAGUUAAAGGCAAAUCAUGUCUACUGUACCCUUAGAGAUGUCGAAUUUAUUACAGAUUUCGCAUACCUGAACUAUUAUACUGUAGUCUUUGACUUGGCAAAUAACAGCAGAGAGGAUCUUUUACCCCCUCAGUUUCGGUCCAACUUGCCCGCUCCCAUAUGGAUAACACCCACACUUACAAAACUGAGCCCGACACCAGUUUAGAGUUCACAAGUUUGUAAUCAGGCGUGCCUGCGAGCCGCUUAUAUUUGCUUCAUUGUAUUGUCACUGCGUGUAUACAACACGUGCAUCAGUCAUUUCGUUUGAGCUUUUGUUUUUCUAUUUAUGGUUGCUCUGAAAUGUAGCAUUUUUAACCUGUAGCUACGGGCUUUUCGAUCUGCUAUCAUGGUUGAGCUCUAA
This is a messenger RNA of Brachypodium distachyon (stiff brome), 1405 nucleotides long. RefSeq lists its product as uncharacterized. The transcript has a single exon. The record is from RefSeq and is a predicted model, not a curated record. Lineage: Eukaryota; Viridiplantae; Streptophyta; Magnoliopsida; Poales; Poaceae. Bases 308 to 1210 code for a protein of 300 amino acids.